UUAUUCAGUAGCUAAGAAAGUCCCGCGAAUGGAUACGAUUCUCAUGGCCACUACACGCCUCAGAUGCCUCCACGCGUCGACGUCUUCCUCCGCCGUCCCCACCGUAUUCCGUUCGCCGGCGAUACACCAGCUCUCUUUAAGUCGCGCACAUUUGCUUUCCUUCCGAUCGGCGGCUAUGAACAUGUGCGUGAGACGGUCCCGCUUCCCGGUUACUCGGAAAACCACUUCUCCGACGAGACGUGGCGGGUUCUCCGUCAGAGCUUCGACGGAGAAAUCUAUUGCUCCUUCCAAUCGGAAACUAAUCGUAAUUAACUCGGUCGUAAUCAUAGCCUUAGCUGUAGCUAAUCGCGUGCUCUACAAACUCGCAUUGGUUCCGAUGAAGCAGUACCCUUUCUUCUUAGCUCAGCUCAUGACUUUCGGCUACGUCUUGAUUUACUUUACGAUUCUGUACUCGAGGCGCCGUCUAGGCAUUGUGACCGACGAGAUGUUGAGUGUACCCAAAUGGAGAUUUGCUAUCAUUGGUUUUCUUGAAGCUCUUGGAGUCGCCACUGGCAUGGCUGCAGCAGCCAUGCUUCCUGGACCAGUUAUUCCGAUUUUGAAUCAGUCAUUUCUGGUGUGGCAGCUGCUUUUUGCUGUUCUUAUUUUGGGCAGGAGGUUUUUGCCUAAGCAGAUUUUUGGUUGCUUGCUUGUGGCUACGGGAGUUGUGGUGGCUGUUUCAAGUGGAUCUGGAGCAGAUCAAACGCUAUCCGGAAUCGGAUUGCUAUGGCCUGCUGUAAUGGUAGCAUCUGCUGCUUUUCAAGCUGGUGCAUCUAUCACAAAGGAAUUUGUUUUCAACGAUUCUGCAAAGCGUCUUGAGGUAUCUGGCACAUAUUCGUAUUCAUCUAUCCUUCUGAAAGUUUCGAAAUGUUUUUCUUUUGACACUUUACUGAAAUCUAAGCAUAACGCAACAAUGCAGGGAAAGUCACUGGAUAUAUUUGUGGUAAACUCAUUUGGAUCUGGAUUUCAGGCUCUCUUUGUGUUUCUGUUGCUGCCUUUUCUCUCAAACUUGAAAGGCAUUCCAUUUGGCAGCCUCCUUCCAUAUCUAAGAGAUGGUGCCGGCUGCUUCUUCAACAUUGGAGCUAAGAUUUCUGGCUGCGAAGGUGCCCCUAUACUCCCACUGCUGUAUAUAGCCACCAAUCUUGCUUUCAACAUCUCAUUGCUCCAUCUGGUGAAAAUCUCUUCAGCAAUCGUUUCCUCUCUCACUGUGAUGCUCUCAGUGCCAAUAUCGGUGUACAUAAUGUCAAAACCAUUGCCGUAUCUACCUGGAGGAACAAGCUUAAGCUCAAAUUUCAUGAUAGGGAGUAUAGUUCUGGUUCUUGGUCUUCUUCUAUACAACAUUCCUACCACUCCAACUAAGCAAGAUACUAAGACCUCCUAACACACGCACGCACACACUCUCUCUACUUUGGUUUAACCUCUUGGAAAACUGAUACCAAUAUAAUUGUUUCCCAAAGAUCAGAGAAUUAUUUGGGUGAUGUUUUUGCAACUGCUGAAGAAGACCUGGUAUAUAUUCCAUUGACUGAUCAUAUUAAAACAGUGAAGUUUUGAACUA
Molecule: messenger RNA, 1591 nt
Organism: Brassica napus (rape)
Lineage: Eukaryota; Viridiplantae; Streptophyta; Magnoliopsida; Brassicales; Brassicaceae
Product: protein CLT2, chloroplastic
Exons: 9
Coding region: 29-1417 (462 amino acids)
Source: RefSeq, a predicted model, not a curated record